Physella acuta is the source of this 1850-nucleotide messenger RNA. RefSeq lists its product as uncharacterized. Lineage: Eukaryota; Metazoa; Mollusca; Gastropoda; Physidae. The record is from RefSeq and is a predicted model, not a curated record. Gene Ontology annotation, molecular function: serine-type endopeptidase inhibitor activity.
AUGGCUAACGGCUACAGAAACGACAAUCAGGAUGUGAUCCGCUGUGUGACCAAAGAAUGCCCUCACCCUCCCAUCAACUGUUUCUACAUAGACGACACCAACGGCUGUCCCACCUGCCAUGCUGUCUGUAGCCGGCCAGGCUGCCCAGAGCUCAACUGUACACAGCCGUGCUAUAACGGCUACCACAAGGACAUGCACGGCUGCAACACCUGCUUGUGCAAACUCGUCGUGUAUGCAUUCUGGCUCGUCCUGUGUGAACAUUGGCUCGUCCUGAACAUUGGCUCGUCCUGUGUGAACAUUGGCUCGUCCUGUGUGAACAUUGGCUCGUCCUGUGUGAAUAUUGGCUCGUCCUGUGUGAAUAUUCGCUCGUCCUGUGUGAAUAUUGAUUCGUCCUGUAUCUAUAUUGGCUCGUCCUGUGUGAACAUUGGCUCGUCCUGUGUGAACAUUGGCUCGUCCUGUGUGAAUAUUGAUUCGUCCUGUAUCUACAUUGGCUCGUCCUGUAUCAACAUCGGCUCGUCCUGUGUGAACAUUGGCUCGUCCUGUAUCAACAUUGGCUCGUCCUGUAUCAACAUUGGCUCGUCCUGUGUGAACAUUGGCUCGUCCUGUGUGAAUAUUGAUUCGUCCUGUAUCUACAUUGGCUCGUCCUGUAUCAACAUUGGCUCGUCCUGUGUGAACAUUGGCUCGUUCUGUAUUAAAAUUGUCUCAUCCUGUAUCAACAUUGGCUCGUCCUAUAACAACAUUGUCUCGUCCUAUAUCAACAUUGGCUCGUCCUAUAACAACAUUGGCUCGUCCUGUAUCAACAUUGGCUCGUCCUGUGUGAACAUUGGCUCGUCCUGUAUCGACAUUGUCUCGUCCUGUAUCAACAUUGUCUCGUCCUAUAACAACAUUGGCUCGUCCUAUAUCAACAUUGUCUCGUCCUGUAUCAACAUUGGCUCGUCCUAUAACAACAUUGGCUCGUCCUAUAUCAACAUUGGCUCGUCCUAUAACAACAUUGGUUCGACCUUCCUGUUUCAACAUAGACCCUGCCUGCCCAAGUUACUGACAAAAAUGGGUGUCAAGUUUACCGGGAUCGCUGUAAUCUUGACGCUGUGGAAUGUACACUUGGCUGAAGCUUCUUCCAGGAUUCUCAGAGCUCUGGCUUGUGAGUACCCCCGCUGCGCCCCACCCCCACGGAACUGCCGCCCCGAGUUUGUCAUCGACCAGUACGGCUGUCACAUCAAAUGUGUUUACGCCUGCGGGGGGACUCCGUGCCCCCUCCUGCACUGCUCACCCGCCUGCGCCACAGGCUACUUGCGGGACAAAAACGGAUGUGAUACCUGCAACUGUCGCUGUCCUGAAGAAACCUGCAGAGACACCUGCCCUGCAGGUUACGUCAUUGACGAGUAUGGAUGCCAGACGUGCACGUGUAAAACAGGCGCCGUGGAGGAAGUGACGUCAAGCAUGUCCAACCAAUGGCAGGACGUGAUGACGUCAAUCAUGCCCAGUCAAACACAGAAGGUGGUAACAGAGGAGACGCCCACCACAGCGCCGCCAUCACUGGCCCACUGCCCCGGAUAUAACAUUCAGCAGUGAAGUUUGAUCUGAUCAACGAUUGGUCACAUAAACAACAUUCGUCUUUUAAAAUAAAAUUCGUCUUUUAAAGUUUUGUUUUUCAUUUCACCGCUGGACUUUGAGGAAAUAGUUUAAUAUUCUCGACUCUCAAAGUUAGAAUAACAAACUCGGACAAUAGACGAGGCUUAUAUCUCCUUAUCGUACGUGCUUUAAAAGCAUAAUAUUAUAUAUUUGAGCAGACUUUAUCGGUGAGGGGUUUUGACACGAACAACAGUUCACUUAGCUUAAUACAGGUUCUA